Anthonomus grandis grandis is the source of this 701-nucleotide messenger RNA. Its product is annotated as tubulin-specific chaperone A-like. The coding region runs from base 312 to 665 and encodes 117 amino acids. The transcript has a single exon. Lineage: Eukaryota; Metazoa; Arthropoda; Insecta; Coleoptera; Curculionidae. The record is from RefSeq and is a predicted model, not a curated record. Gene Ontology annotation, cellular component: cytosol; microtubule cytoskeleton. Gene Ontology annotation, biological process: post-chaperonin tubulin folding pathway; tubulin complex assembly. Gene Ontology annotation, molecular function: beta-tubulin binding.
UGACGUCACAUAAAAACAAAACUGUCGACAAAUGUUAGGUUAGGUUAUGUUCCAGGUGCGAACAAAGAAUGUUUAUUCAAGAAGAACUUUUAAGAGUUCACCGGUUUUAAUAAAACUUAUUCAUGUUUAAGUGUUUUUUACAUAAACCAACCAAUACUCGUGCAAAUAAAAUUGCGCGAACAAUAAAAAAACCAAUCAACCUCCAACAGUUGGUGUUUUCGACCAUCAAAUUGACAACGAACGUCCCACAAUUGACUAUUUUCUUUGCCGAAAAUCCUUAUUAGGACACUUGAGUGCUGAAGUGAAACAUUAUGGCCGAUCCAAGGAUAAGAACCCUAAAAAUAAAAACGGGCGUAGUAAGGAGAUUGGCCAAAGAAAAGACAGUUUAUGAAAAGGAAGCGGAGCAACAGAGAAACCGUAUCGAAAAGUACAAAUCCGAGGGCAGAGACGAGCACGACAUCAAGAAACAAGAGGAAGUUCUUCAGGAGAGUCUCAUGAUGGUUCCCGACUGUCAAAGGAGGUUAUUUAAGGCGUACGAGGAACUCAAAGGCAUCCUGGACACUGAGCAGGACCUAAAAGCCACCGAGGAGUAUACUGCAGCCCAAAAAGUACUUGAGGAAGCAAAAGCCGAGCUGCCAGCCCCUGGAGAACUUCAUAUGUGCUAGGUUUUUAAUACUUUUAUUAUUAUACUGUUGAGAUUG